Molecule: messenger RNA, 8888 nt
Organism: Cynoglossus semilaevis (tongue sole)
Lineage: Eukaryota; Metazoa; Chordata; Actinopteri; Pleuronectiformes; Cynoglossidae
Gene: rp1l1a
Product: rp1 like 1a
Biological process (GO): axoneme assembly; photoreceptor cell development; retina development in camera-type eye
Cellular component (GO): axoneme
Source: RefSeq, a predicted model, not a curated record
UUUUUUGAUGACUGUUACCUAAUUCAAAGCUGCUCUUUAGUCAUCUGAUAUACAGUAUAACUACAGUACUUUCUUGUAUUUGGUUAACUUCUAUUCCUGCCCCGAUGUUAACUUUUAUUAAGCUAACAUUUUGGGGGUAACUUGUGAAAGAGCUGAUAUUUUGAUAUAUUUUUGCUAUAUAUCCUUUAUGUUCUGUUUUAACAUGCAUAAGUGCACUUUCCUCAACACCAUCUUUGCCUCACUAUGGCAACCCCCAUGUCCUUCAUACACAUACACACACAAACACAGCGACUCAGCAUCUUAAUCAGGCUUAGGUCUAUCCUUAGCCGCCGCCUCCUCCUUCUGCUCCAUGUACCUGAUUAGCUUACACCAUUUUACCCAGAGGUCUGUGCUGCAACUUGGUCUAACCUCGGACUCUGUAGCAGCUUCUUUUCACCACUUAAAACCAUGACACCUAAAAAUGUGAAUGUUAAAUCACAGCAUGUCAUCAGUCCAGACCGGACAGUGGGAUCCUGGGCCUAGGUCUAAACAUGGCUCUGCCUUCCAAGAACCAAAACCAGCUCCCUCCACAUUACAACAGUACACCCAUGUGACUACGGCCACCCCGGCAAAGCGGAUCACCUUUUAUAAAAGUGGCGACAGCCAGUUUGGCGGCAUCAGGAUGGCUGUGCACAAACGCAGCUUCAAAUGCUUUGACGCCCUGCUGGACGAUCUCACACAAAAGGUGCCUCUUCCAUUUGGUGUACGAACCAUAACAACUCCCCGAGGCACCAAUAGCAUCACACACCUGGAGCAGCUCCAGGAUGGUGGUUGCUACCUGUGCUCUGAUCGUCGCCAGGCCAAACCAAUCAAAAUGGAACAGGCCAACAAACACCAAGCCAAAUGGUACCACCAGAGCCGAAGACCCCAUCGUCCUGAAACCUCAUCUAGGACACCACCUGGACAUUUGUCUCACAGGCAGCGACGGAUCCUGUUGGUGAAAAACAGUGAGCCAGGAAUAAGGAGAAGCAUUGUGCUGAGCAGGAGGUCGACCAGGAGUAUGAGGACCUUCCUGGAAGAAGCUUCUGAGGUGAUGCAGUUUAACAUCCGAAAACUUUAUACUGCAGAUGGACGCAAGAUUGACAGUGUCCAGAGUCUCAUGUCGUGCCCAGGUGCUCUCGUGUGUGUCGGCCGAGAACCGUUUAGUCCUAUGUUUGUAAACAUUUUAAAAAAGAGCUCAGAGGAAAAGCUGCCGGGUCUGGAAAGAAAGUCUCCAGGUCUUGGUCCCAGGACUCCUGGAAAUGGAGCUCGAUCUCCAGUUACCCAAGGUUUAAGAUCACCACCUCAUGGAGCUCAGUCCCGAACCAGUGAAUACAGUGAAGGACCUGAGAGCAAGAAAAACUUGAACUUUGGCCUGGAAACCAAAAAGAGCAUCAUCCAUCCACGCUCUGAUUCUUCAAAUCGCUCCACUCGCUUCUCCUUGUCUUCAGAGAAAUCUAACGGUGCUGGUCCCUAUUCCCAGUCCAGACCAGCUAUAAUGAAUGACGACAUUGAAAAGCGUGUGCUGGUGAAUAAAGAUGGCAGCCUCUCAGUGGAAAUGAAAGUCCGUUUUCGCCUUCGGAGUGAUGAGACCUUGCAGUGGUCCACACAGAUCAAAAAAUCCCCAUCUCUAACCAAUGACUGUUGCUCUUUGGAACAGGCUCAGUCACAUUUCCUUCAGAAGAAUCAGUCAGAAAGCUGUUCUGAAUCUGAAUCUAUGUCCUUUGACCCAGAAGGUACAGACUUUUCAAUCCCAGUGAAGCGAAUUUUAGAAGCAAACCACUGUCCUUGCUGUUACCAGCUAAGUCAGCAGUCAUAUGACUUGUGGGAAAACCCAGCACACAGUCUUAAAAAGCCUCUAGCUGCACCUUCCUCUGGCCACACACAGACCACAGUGAGACAAAGCAACUCCUCCAGCUCCUGUUCAUCAUGUAACUCCAGGAGAGUUGUUCACUGUCGAGCAGAGAUCUCCAACUGUGACGGAGUAUCAAGAUCAGAGUGCAGCCAGCUGAUCCAGGAGGAGAUGUGUGUGACAGAGAGGAAGGUGGAAGUGGACCAAGAUGGUGGAACCCAUGUGGAGGUGCACAGGGUGAGCCAAUGCCACAGCCGCAGCGAGGUGGUCACUGUAGAUGGUAACCCUCAACAACAUCAGAACAUUUCAGACGAGGGAGAGCUGAUGAUGGAGGAANNCAGAGGUGACGGAGGGCGUCCAAUAUCUCCCGUCAGCAGCUCCUCACAUAUCCUACAGUCACUGAAAGAGGACCAGGAUGAUGAGGAUGAUGAGCUACCACCCAGUACCUCACAGUGCUGUCGAAGCGAAGUACCACCACCUUCUUCAACCUCAAGGGGUCGCCUAAACAAUGAUCCAUCCAACAACAACUCAGAAAGAGGAAGCACAGCUAUAUCUGCUGCAUCUACUGCAUCUUGCUGCUGUAAGGCAGUUACACCAGAUCAGACUCCAAGCUCUAGGUCUAAUUUUAGCAGAGCCUCCUGCAUGUCCAACGAGGACAAAGUCUUAAACUCAGGGGAAGAGAAGGCAGCAGAGGAUGAAGUUGAAGAACAUACCAUGGUUGUUAAUGGCUUGUUUAGACAUUCAGGAGGGCCUCAGAAGUCCGAGUCCUCUAGUGUUUGUUCCAACUGUGGGGGUUGCAAAUGUGGUACUGGUUCAGGUUCACGGCAGUCCCAACAUUCCCAACAGGUCACUACCAGUCCACCUUCAACUGCCUGCAUGGAAGAUGAAAGUGGCUCAGCUGAUUCAGCAGUUUCAAUGCAAUCUAACAAGAGCAACCUCACAAAACGUGGGAGACUCUCUGCAUUAUCCAAUGUCCAGAAGGCCAGAACAGCUAGUGCCAUGUCAACAACAUCCAAGUCCGAGCUAACAGCAGCAGAAGGCGAAAAGGGUGAAGAUUUAGCAACAAGCAAGGUAUCCAAAAGCUCACAUAGAGAUCCCAGGAGCACAUCUGCCAAGUCAAGAACAUCUCACAGGUCCAACUGCAGCAGCGCAGCCGAUGCAGGGGAGAUAAGCACAAGAGAUGAAGCAGAUGGAGAAGACACAGCAGAGAGAGCCGCCAAUGUGAUUUCAGCAAAGACCAGCGCUUCGAACAAAUCUCAUACUUCUAACUUUCCAUCCAGUCCAAAUGCUGAUUAUACAGUAGGUGACAGAAACAAAAGAACUCCUAGUCAACUCUCUGAUAGUGCUGUCUCUGCUAAAUCAGCUGGAUCAAAUGUUACCGGAAAAUCUAAGACUUCUCAUAAAUCAGCAAACCCUGGAUCUCCUGGUCCUGAAGCAGAUCACAACACAGAAACUGGGGACGGGGAGGGAACAGAGAAGGGAAUCAGAUCAGUAAGUUCCUUGUCAGCCAAGUCCAAUUUGUCUGUCAAGUCACACAAAUCCUAUAAGUCCAUCAAGGCUUCAGAGCAGUCACUUUCUCCAAAGCCAGGGAGAGAAAGAGAAGAAAGAUCAAGAAGUCAGAUGUCUGCCAGGUCUGCUGUAACAGAAGAGACCCAAGAAAAAGAAAAUGGAAUAGUAGAAGAAACAAUUCAAACGUCAGUCUGUACUGAACCAGAAAACAGAGAAAGACCAGUCAGUGCUAGGUCAGCUGGCUCCAAAAUAUCUAACAGGAGUAGUGGAGAGGCUAAGGACCGGACUACCAGUGUCUCAUCUAUCAAAUCAACAAGAGAUGUUGUUGGAGGUGUGGAGAGAACAACCAGUGCCAUGUCAUCAAAAUCUACCAAGUCCCAGGGGUUAGCAUCUCCAGAGAGGGAGGAAAAUCAAACUACAAACCAACAGCAGGUUGUUAGUGCCGUGUGUGUCUGUGUUGAUGAUGAAGGAAGCGAGGCACCAAAACUGUCAUCACCGAACCAGAAAGAAAAACCUCAAACACCCUCACCAAAGAGGACACGUUCCCCCAGGAGCAGCUCACCCAGAGCUUCAGCUGCAUCCAGCAGUCCCCAGUGCUCUGCUGCACAACAGUUGCUGCCUGGAGAGACAAGGGGGGGCAGUGCUUUGUCAGUUCACUCCAAGGCCUCUGCCAAAUCAGGCAAGUCCAAAUGUCAGUGCGGAGCGACUUUGGAAACUACUAAGGAGAAGAAAGACAUGGAUGAAGAAGAUGACCAGGCGUCUGGAAAAGCUAGUAGUUUAUCCAGGUCAGUCUCUCUGGGAUUACCAGAAGACCAAGAUACCGCUGAGUCCGAGUCCUGUAUGUCCUUCCACACAGGUGCCAGGAGCAAAAACCAAAUAAAGAUGGAAAAUCUGGAUACUAAGAGCAUAAUGUCUGACAAUCCUGUUUCAGUAGGAAUCCCCACCAUUAAAACCUCAGGUCAGGGUGAAGAUGAAGAACCUGGGCUAACAAUAUCAAGAGCAGCCAGUGCAGCUUCAGCCAAAAGCAGCAGAUCUCAAAGAUCUCUGUGUCAGAGCAGCAACAUCAAAACAAAGUGUGUGAAGUCACCGUCACCUGUAGAGGCAAACAACCACAGAACCUCACCUUUAAAGUCAACAUCCAGUCCUGAAGUCCAAGACACAUCUGCAUCUGUGACGGAUUUAUCAAACACUGGUGAAGCAGCCGGUGGUCGGUCUAAGACUGCUGCUUCACACAGACCUGAAUCUGUAGGUCCAUCAGAGUCUAGAUCAAACGUCAAAGACACUUCAGAGUGUUUACAGUCUGAUAAACCUCACAAGGACAAAUCUGAGCAGGACAGUAUGAAAACAAGAAAUACUCAGAACAGAGAAAAAAUGAAAUGUUCUCUGCACAGCUCCAGACCGGUUAGCAAAUGUGAGACCAGCAGUGACACUGCUCUGUCUCAGACUUUAUCUGCUGCUGACCUGCUGAAGGAAACUCAGUAUGCUCGACCACACAGUCAACAAUCAGAGACCAAGACAGGAAGUGGGAGAAGUGCUAAAUCUAGGAGAGUGAAAACCCCAAAUAACCAGCAGGAGCUAUCACCUUCCUGUCUCCCCAAUGCCUCUCCUACUGAGGUUGUUAGUGAGUGGCUGCAGAGAAUUCCAGAUGACAGCAGCAUGCUAGGACUGGGUGAGGACCUGGAAGAAGAAGAAGAGCAGAAGGAGGUUGAAAAGAGUCCCCGAAAUGACGGGAAUAGUACUGAAGGCGACAUGGUGGACAAAGAGGACACUGGGGGGAAUGAUAAGGAGGAAGAAAACACGGGAGACGUUAAAGGUGAAGAAGCAAAAGAGGAACAAAGUUUUAAUCCGGUCCCACAGAAUGGAUUUGAGACCUCUUGUUCCAAAGCUCCUCCGAGGAACUGGCAAUCUUCUGCAUCUGUGAUGAAAGUGCUUCUGAAUUCCUCCAUGGGUCGCUGCCACAGCCUGCCAGAGGUGUCCCCGGUUUACGGUCGGAGACUGAGCACUUCAGCCAAAGGCCUGUUGGACUGUCUGGCCCAGCUUCAGCUCAUUCAGCCUGCAGUGGACCCUGGUCCUGACCAUGAGAAGAACCUUAACCAGCAGUAUGAAGACAUUAUAGCCAUCCUUCAGUCCCUGUGGCUCACUGAACCCAGCAAAAUAGAGCUGAACAAGGUAAAGGACAGUGGUCCAGCACAGGUGACACCACCAAGGUCUUCCUCUGGGGUGGACAUGAGCAGCGGAUCUGGGGGGUCAGGGAAAGACAACUUAAAUAAAGGCAGAGAUGAAACUCCUGUCAAAGAGGUAGAACCUUUAUAUGAAGAUGACGGAGCUGAGAACAUGUUGGAGGACACAGAAACAACCAGAGACAGAGCAGAGGGACAGUUGGAGAGUGAAGAACAAAGUACAAUCCCUUCAAGUCUGGACAGUCCAAAAGCCACUGAAAACUCAUCAUCGCCAGAUAAAAGCUCAGCCAAUGACAGCUCCAAGUCUCCUACCGACACCGAGCGGGAGACUGUGGACGACACUAGUUCAGGAACACCACCGACCCUGCUGCAAGGAUCCUUGUCCAGAAGACAAUCCCAAGACCCUGAUCCAGUUUGGGUCCUGAAUCUUCUGAAGAAGCUGGAAAAACAGUUUAUAAACCACUACGUCAACGCCAUGGCAGAAUUUAAAGUGCGCUGGGACCUGGACGACAACCUCAUACUCAACACCAUGAUCUCUGAGCUCAGGGAGGAGGUGAGUCGUCGGAUCCAGAGCAGCAUCAGUCAGGAGAUCAAAAAGAUUCAGGGUCGUGCAGGUAAAGGAGGGAGGACACCCAGGCCUCCUCCAAGAGGAAACCUCUCUAGAGAAUCCACCAUGACAGAAAAGAGACGGAAAAUGUUGAAGGUGAUGAAGAACCAGUCUGUGAAGACGGCAGAUUCUCUAAGUGACGGUGAAACCACAGGUGACUUCAGUGACCAGCGCAGUGAGGAUGAGUACUGUCCAUGUGACGCCUGUGUCCGCAAAAAAAUAGCCGCCCGGCCUUUGAAGACCAAUCCAGCAGCUGCUGAAGCACCUGUGAUGAUGGAAUUUGACCUUCUCAAGAUACUUCAGCUCAAGAAGAGUCCGAAGAGUCCUCCACCUGCAGCUCCGGCUACCGAAAAAGAAGGUGCCAAACCAUCCACAGAGGAGGUGAGGAGUUUAGAGGUAGUGAAGGAGGAAGAUGAAGAAGAGGAGGAAGUAUCCAAAGAGGACAUCAAAGCUAAGCUGAUUUUAGAGGAGGCUAUAUCAGAAAAGGAUGAGGAAGAGGAAGAGGAGGAGGAAGAUAAAGGUCAGACAGGAGAAGCUGGAAUGGAGGACAAAGAUGGAAGUGAUGAGGAGCAGGAGGAAGAGGCAGGUGAAACAGAGGAAGUGAUAGUAAAUGGAGAGGAGGAAGAAGAUGAAGAUGGAGAAGAGCAGAGUAAAAUUAAAGAUACAGAUGAAUUAGGAGAUGAUGAGGAUAAAGGUAAAGAAGAAGAGGACAUAGACAAGACAGGAAGUGGGGAGGAGGAAAGUGACAAGGAGACAGUGAAGGAAAUGACAGCAGACGUGUUAGAUGAUGCCAAUGACAGAGAGCUGAAGCAGGAAGAGGAAGAAGAGGAAGAGGAAGGAGAGGAAGAGACUAAAGAAAACGAUGAUGCUACAAUGCCAGUUGAGAAAAUAAAAAGUGGACCAGCAGAGGACCAGGAGGAGUUACCUGAAGAAGAGGAGGGAGGGGGAAGGGAGGAAGCAUCAUUGCAGGAGCAGGAGGCAACUGAGACAGACGAGGGUGAUGCUGUGAAUGUUGAAAAUGAUGAGGAGGAGGAGCAGAAAGAGGAGGAAGAGGAGGAUGUCGUGGGGGCGUUAAAGGCUGUUGUGGAUGAGAUGAAGGACAAGAAGAAGCAGGACCUUCUCCAUCAGUUCACCAGAACCUCAGUGGAGUCACAGCCCGGUUCUUUGGAGGACAUUCCGUGACAUCUAACACUGACCGGUGAAGGGGCCGAGGCAGCGGCCCACCUCCAGCCGCUGAGGGCGGGGAGAAGGACCAGCUGUUUGUUCCAACCUUGGUGCUCUCAGCAAUAUGGAACUUGAGCUCUUUCCUCUGUAGUUGAACAUGACGGCCACAGAAGGUGUGACUGUACAGAAAUCAUCUUUUUAGGCCAGUAGGAAAGGAUGUCUGACUGAUAUGAUGAGUCCACGGCUCACAUUAUGAUCCAGAUUGAAAAAACAGUCCACCUGUAUGACGUUGACCUGGCUUUCGAAAAAGGAGGCAAGAAGUUGACAUUGGACCACCAGAGGGCAACAUUACAUCUCUUUUGAAUCUUUUGAAUGGGCGUCAACGUCAAAUAAGUCCAGAUUUAUUUAAUUUCUUUCUGUUGAUGUUUUUUUGGUCUGGUAUUCAGGUCAUUUUCAACAGAAGUGUAUUUCAGGUAAAAAUACUGUUAGAAUUAAGAGAAAAUAAAUGAUAAAUAAAUGACAAAUCUUGUUGGUUUUAACACAGGGAGGAUUCCGUCCAAACGACUGUGGAUUUAAAAACUGUAACUAAACAAAGACCUGGAAAUGUUCAAAGCACUUUACAAUCUUCAGAUCUGGUGUAGUGAUUGACAGGUCCAAUCAUGACACUGGAAUCUACUGCUGUGUCCUUUAUAAUGAUGCACAUGUGUACAUGUACAAGUCGGUAGAUCUGCAACAUGACUCUACUGUAAAAAUGAUAAACUUCUGUUCGUUUAGUCCUCAAUAAACCAUUUACCUCAGAGACGCUUUUUUUUCAACUGCACCUCUGCCCAAAGACAAUCUCAGUGACUUUGGCUCACUGGGACACAGGAGCUGCCUUUAUCAUAAUGUGUCGGUUUAUGUUGUUCGUUCUCCAAUGGCGGAGUAGUUCCUAUAAUCACCAGCAGGGGGAGACAGCAUACAAUGAAACUAGUUACAUAAAUGCCUCCGGGGAGCUUCUCCGUGAAAGUGAUAUGCAGUGUGAUGUGUGAAGUGAAGUCACCCACACGCACACACAUACACUAAUGUAUAAAACAUGUUCACGUGUGCCUCCAGUGGCUGUUUGUGAGGCAUGUCAACACAAAGAAGCACUUAGGAAGCUGCAACACCAGCGGAGGACAACAGUGCUUAGUGUGAGAAUACCGUGUGUGUGUGUGUGUGUGUGUGUGUGUGUGUGUGUCUAGUACAGUGGCAGUAAUGGUGGCAGCACAGGAACAGCCUCCAGGUUGAUCCACACAGUUCUACUGGGCCACACCCUGGGACGGUGCAGCCCGUCACAGUGGGAUGUAGAUGCUGGCAGCCAUGGUGUACUUAGAACGGCACAAUCAAAUGUAAAGACACGUCCAUGUCAUUGGGACUGGUCCACGAGCCAAGGGGGUCAUGGGGGACACCCCCGAAGUUGGCAGACAUUAUCAGAGCAAAGAUGCUGUGGGAAUUCCAACUCCAUGUGAUAGAUGUGACUUCCCAAAUAUCAUUUAUGUCAAGGCUGAUGUGUCACUUCUCAGGUUCUUGAUGCUUUAAA